Messenger RNA from Arabidopsis thaliana (thale cress), 1121 nucleotides. RefSeq names its product proline-rich family protein. Lineage: Eukaryota; Viridiplantae; Streptophyta; Magnoliopsida; Brassicales; Brassicaceae. The coding region runs from base 132 to 809 and encodes 225 amino acids. The transcript has a single exon. The record is from RefSeq and is marked reviewed.
UUCUGUAACACUUUUGGUCAAUUAUUUUUAACUUUCAAUAUAAAUUCAGUAAAUGUGAGUAUAUAUAUUACAUACAGUAUACUUUAAAAUUCUUCAAUGACGUAUUUAUAUUUCUAUAGUUUUUUUAACAAAUGGUGAGAAAUAAAAAGAAGUGGUGUACACAAUCUAACACGUUCCACUGGUUCACUCUACAAAGUGACCAAACACUUGCCCUUCACACUUCUUUGUCAUCUUCCCUCUUUCCUUCUUCUUUCUUCCUCAAAUUCACUUAUUCACAUUCUCUCACCAGACACAAACUCCAGAUUCAUCCGACAAUGGAAACUUUCAGAACAUUCCAUCUUUUUCUCUUCUUCUUCUUCUUCACAUUCACUACUACCCUGACGUCACCAUCUCAGAUCGCAGACUGUACAAUGUGCACUUCUUGUGACAACCCUUGUCAACCAAACCCUUCUCCUCCUCCUCCACCGUCAAAUCCAUCUCCUCCUCCUCCAUCUCCCACCACCACCGCCUGUCCUCCACCUCCUAGCUCCAGUGGUGGUGGUCCUUACUACUACUACCCUCCUGCUUCUCAAUCUGGCUCUUACCGUCCACCACCUUCUUCCUCCAGUGGUGGCUACUACUAUCCACCUCCUAAAAGUGGAGGAAACUACCCUUAUACACCGCCUCCAAACCCUAUCGUUCCAUAUUUUCCGUUUUACUAUUACAACCCUCCGCCGCAAUCUGUUAUGUCCGGAUCCGAUGCAAAGAUCAGAUUCUCUUACGGAGUUUCAUUUAUUUUAAUUUUCUCUCUUUAUUUCGGUUGCUUCUAGUUUAAAACAUAAUUAAAGAAGAUAAUUAAAGGAAGAAGUAGCUUUAUUAAUAUAUCAACCAAACAGGUUCAUUUCCUCAGAUCCUUGCAGAGAUUUUUUGCAGAUAAGAAGGUAGAAGACAAGACUAUGCAUGAGAGAUCUUCACGCUACAAAUAUUGAGACGAUGAGAAUAUUGUUUCUCCAUUUUUCUUUUUACUACUUUUGCUUGUACAAGUAGAAAUAUAUUUGUACUUCUAUCUUUAACAAAUUUGUGUGUUAAUGAAUGUAACUCUCUUUUUUAAUAAUAAGAAAAAUAAUCAAAUUGGGUUUUAA